Cynoglossus semilaevis (tongue sole) is the source of this 2784-nucleotide messenger RNA. It is a transcript of the gene ttll9, whose product is annotated as tubulin tyrosine ligase-like family, member 9. Gene Ontology annotation, cellular component: ciliary basal body. Bases 514 to 1821 code for a protein of 435 amino acids. Gene Ontology annotation, biological process: microtubule cytoskeleton organization; protein polyglutamylation. Gene Ontology annotation, molecular function: tubulin binding; tubulin-glutamic acid ligase activity. The transcript is spliced from 14 exons. The record is from RefSeq and is a predicted model, not a curated record. Lineage: Eukaryota; Metazoa; Chordata; Actinopteri; Pleuronectiformes; Cynoglossidae.
GGGUAGGUGGGUUUACCUUUUGGAAAAAAAGCCCCUUAUAAUAUAAUAAAAUAAUCUAAUCUACUGAGGCCAGAACUGAUCUGUUGCACAGAGGCUAAAAAGCCACAGAUGGCUCGGGGGCCAAAGGUUGAUGGCUAUUGCUAUAAACCCACAAAAAGAGAGGGUUUGGGGGCAGAAAAGACAAAUGGUGAUUUAUCUGUGGCUUUUUGUAGCAGAGACAAAAAAAAUUCCAGUGUAGAGCUUUCUAUCCACGAAUAAUAACGCGUGAAUUUACCUGAAGUUUUGUUUCACUUGAACAGAUAUGCACAAUACGAAGGUAAUACGCUACGGCAACUACAGGAGGACAAACCUCCCAAGUGCGCGUUUUAAUCUCCAUAGAAACGGCUGGCCUCAGACAAAACGUCCAAAACUUCCGCCAGUAAUGACGUCGUAAACAUCGUUUACCGACGUACUUUCGGCAACCUAUCUCUUUGAAUUGGUCUCACCUGCUGCCACUGCGCGGUGUGUGCAGCCAUGUCCAAGAACAAGACAUCUGGACACAAAGCGUCAUCUGAUGCUGUCAGAAGUGAGGAGAGGGUGGGAAGAGCUUGUGUGCGUUACAAAUGUGUGCUGCCAAACAGCAUCCAGAGUGUCCUGCGCCAGAGACCGGGGUGGGCUGAGGUCAAAGAUGAUGGAGAGUGGGAUUUGAACUGGUGUGAUGUCGGCUGGCUCAGGGAGAAUUACGACCACUCCUACAUGGAGGAGCAUGUAAGGAUAAACCACUUUCGCAAUCAUUAUGAGCUGACUCGCAAAAAUCUCAUGGUGAAAAACCUGAAAAGGUACAAAAAACUCCUUGAGAGAGAGGUUGGCCCCAUGGAGGCAUCAAGGUGUUCUUUUUUCCCAUGCACCUUUGCACUUCCCAGUGAGUACCAUCUGUUUGUAGAAGAGUUCAAAAGAUGUCCUGGCAGCACCUGGAUCAUGAAGCCGGUUGCAAAAUCUCAAGGUAAAGGAAUCUUCCUGUUCAGAAAACUGAAGGACAUCAUGGAUUGGAAAAAGGACGGCGGUCGCUCAGAGGAGCAGAAGGAUUCCACUCAGGUGGAAAACUACGUGGCACAGCGCUACAUAGAGAACCCCUACCUCAUUAAUGGCAGGAAAUUUGAUUUGAGGGUCUAUGUUCUGGUGUCAUCGUAUGCUCCCUUAAAGGCCUGGCUCUACAGAGAUGGGUUUGCACGCUUCUCAAACACUCGCUUCUCUCUGAACAGCAUUGAUGACAAGUACAUGCAUCUGACUAAUGUGGCUGUUCAAAAAACAGCGCCGGACUACGACCCUGAAAAGGGUUGUAAAUGGCAAAUGCAGCAGCUUCGGAGAUACCUGACUGCAAAACACGGCAGAGAGGCAGUCGAGACCCUGUUUGCAGAGAUGGACAACAUCUUCGUCCGCAGUCUCCAGAGUGUGCAGAAGAUCAUAAUCAAUGACAAGCGCUGCUUCGAGCUCUACGGUUACGACAUUCUUCUGGACCAGGACCUGAAGCCGUGGUUAAUUGAGGUGAAUGCCUCUCCCUCAUACACACCCAGCGGUCAGGAGGAUUAUGAGAUGAAGUGCAGACUGCUGGAAGACACUUUGAAUGUUGUUGAUAUGGAGGGAAGGCUGACAGGCAAGGAGAAAAGGGUGGGCGGCUUUGACCUGAUGUGGAACGACGGGCCGGUGUGUAGAGAGGAUGCUAACCUAGAAACUUUAGCAAGUUCGUGUUUCACUGCCAACACACACUUAGGGUGUGUGAAUGACAGAGAGAGGCAGCUACGGCGGCUAAUGAAACCAUUGCUAUGUCAAAAAAGGAUGUGAACAAAGUCUGAAAAUGUCAUCAGGUUGAUGUGAAGACGUCCAGAGAGGAAGUGCUGUGCUGGCUUUGGAAUGAACAGCAGGUGAAAAUGUGGCUCCUUCUAAUACCAUUUUAAACCAAAGGAAAUUGUCCCUGAAGAGAUAAGGUCUCAGUUUUUCCUUUUGUGUCAGCCAUAACAAAGCAGCAUAAUUUAAAAAAAAAAAUCAAUCCCAUUUAGAGAAAAAUAGACAAUAAAGCACAGUGGGAGAAGGUGACUAUAAAUGUCAACUAUGGUACUUCCACGUAGAAAUCCAUUCAAGGAAGACAAUAUUCUGCUUCAGCUCAACAAGUGUAGCUGCAAAAGGUUUGAUAAUUCUAGUCAUUUGAGCGCUAUAAUAUUACUCUAUUUUUUUCAGUUAAAUUUAAGCUAAACCAGAUGUGUCUUUUAACAUAACAACAUAAAAUAAAUAAGCUCAAUAAUGAAAACUUUGACAUUGACAAACUUGUGAAACUACGUUUUUUCAAUACCAAGUAUAAGAAAUAACAUUACAAAAUAUUUCAUGUAUUAUUACUUUUGGACUAUAAGAUCUUUACUUUUUUUUUUACAUAAAACCUUUCUAGAGGAAACACUGCCACCUGUCCAAAAUCAUCCAUUUUAAUGGUAGGCAUAAAUAAAAAAAGUGAAGGGUUUAUUUAGUAAAAAACUAAAUGCAAAUACAGAGUAGUAGGUAGACAGUACACCUCUAACUUUCGUCCUGUUCUCACAACAGUUUUUAUGUACAGUUUUAGUAAAAGGCAGGAUCCGUUCAUGUGCAAAACAUUUAUUUAUAUGCCUUACAAAGACAUUGCAUUCAACAUUAAGAAAAUACAUACCACAAUCUUUCUGCGUGCAUGUUGACAAAGUGUACACAUUAACAACAACGUCACCAAUCUUGGCUUUGAGUACAUGUGGCUGUGAUGCAAUGAAUAAAGGAGUGCAAUUCAAA